Molecule: messenger RNA, 762 nt
Organism: Prorocentrum cordatum
Lineage: Eukaryota; Dinophyceae; Prorocentrales; Prorocentraceae
Source: the annotation of a GenBank genome assembly
AUGGACGUGGUGGACUGGCGGAUUUUGCUUCUAUCCUAUUUCGUUGGCAUGGCGAUUCCAGUGUUCAAAGGUCAAGCAAAAGCCGAAGAUGGGGCUGUGGUGUGGGGCAAGUUUGCACGCGACAAGUCUCAUACAUUUCCCGUGAGCGCUCGAAUCGGAUACCUCUGCAAAUACGUACCAGCGUUCAUGUUCAUUGUUUUGCGUAUAACAGUGUUUAACGUCGAGGCGGGAAUUAUGGAGUUCAUGAUGCUCACACAGCAUGGGAAACGAAUAUGCGAGGUCUUGUUUGUUCACGACUUUGGAGGCAGUCCAAUCGAGGAUGGGACCAGCAGCAUUUGUAUCGGGAUGUUCUACAGCUUUGUGGCUUGGGUGUAUUGCCGAGGGGGCGCCAAGGCUGAGGGCCUUGCAUUCUGCUUUGGCGUUUCUCUGUUCUGUGCUGGCAUAGUGGGCAACCUGUACCAUCACAUCUUACUGGCGCGCCUGAGGGACCCGACUUUCAAAGGGCCCUCUGAUGAAUCCGGCAAGUACAAAAUUCCGAUCGGCGGUCUCUUCGAGCUCGUGACUUGUCCGCACUAUUUUUUUGAAUGCAUGUAUUAUUGGGGAGCAGCCAUCACAGCCUUCAACUUGAUCCCUAUGAGUGUGGCCGCCAACACCUCUAUGAUGUUAGCCGGGCAUGCGACGUCGACAACUCGCUGGUAUCAGUCCAAGUUCGGCAAUCAGUGGCCAGAGGAUCGGACACAUAUCGUUCCCUGUGUCUUCUGA